UUUAUACUGCUUGUUGUCCUCAGUUUUUGUUCCGUUUAAUAUAACAAAAUUAAAAUAAUAAUUACAAAUUUAAUUUAAAAAAAAAAAGCAAGAGAGAGGAAGGAAAUGUUUCGCGAGGAAUCGAGUGGCUCCACCUUCGAUUUACCCGAGGAGGUGUUGCAACUUUUGCCGUCUGAUCCUUUUGAACAACUCGACAUCGCCCGCAAAAUCACUUCCCUUGCUCUCUUCACACGUGUCUCCGCUCUCGAAUCUGAGUCUUCUGCUUUGCGCGCUCAGCUCGCCGAGAAGGACUCCAUCAUCGCCGACCUCCAGGCUCAAAUUGAAUCCUUUGACUCUUCUCUCUCUGACAUCGCCGAUAAACUUUCCCAGGCCCAGCUCGCAAAGGAGAACUUGGAAAAAGAUAACGCAUGUUUGGCAAACACCGUCAAGAAGCUACAGAAAGAUGUGUCCAAGUUGGAGGUUUUUAGGAAAACUCUUGUGCAAUCACUUCAAGAGGAUGAAGAAACAACCUCUACUGGAGCUGCGCACGUCAUUGCCAAGCCUACGCCUCAUGAUGAAGCUACCCUCCCACCUUCAAGGUCUUUGUCAAUGAGGAGCCAGUUUUCAGAAACAGGAAUUUCUUCAUUUAAUGAGGAUCGUGAGACAGAUGCCUCAAGACCUGGUAUAUCUCAUGGGCUUUUACUUGCAUCUCAAACAAGCACACCUAAGAUUACUCCUCCUGGGUCCCCUCCAAGUCUAUCAGCUUCUGUAUCUCCCACGAGAACAUCUAAACCAGUUUCUCCAAGACGGCAUUCAAUGUCAUUUUCUACCACAAGAGGCAUGUUUGAUGAUAGGUCAUCUAUUUUUUCUUCAAGUCCACACAGUUCUGUAUCAAGCUCUGAUACAGGAUCACACACUGGACGAACACGAGUUGAUGGGAAAGAAUUCUUCCGCCAAGUCAGGAGCCGAUUAUCAUAUGAACAGUUUGGUGCAUUUCUGGCAAAUGUUAAGGAGCUGAAUGCACAUAAACAGACAAGAGAAGAGACUUUGAGGAAGGCUGAGGAGAUUUUUGGUUCAGAAAACAAGGACCUUUAUGCAAUAUUUGAGGGAUUAAUCACUCGUAAUGCCCAUAGAAACUGUUAAGCUGAAAGCACGAAACAUUACUCCAAUCUUUCAUUUUACCACAUUGUAAUGUUUGUCACACUUCUUUUUUCUGUAAAGUAAAUUGUAAUUCAAGUGCAUUGACACUUUUGUAUGAAUAAUCUUUUAAUUCA
Messenger RNA from Mangifera indica (mango), 1253 nucleotides. RefSeq lists its product as uncharacterized. The coding region runs from base 106 to 1122 and encodes 338 amino acids. The record is from RefSeq and is a predicted model, not a curated record. The transcript is spliced from 9 exons. NCBI's taxonomy places the organism in Eukaryota, Viridiplantae, Streptophyta, Magnoliopsida, Sapindales, Anacardiaceae.